This is a messenger RNA of Alternaria atra, 1149 nucleotides long. RefSeq lists its product as uncharacterized. NCBI's taxonomy places the organism in Eukaryota, Fungi, Ascomycota, Dothideomycetes, Pleosporales, Pleosporaceae. The coding region runs from base 1 to 1149 and encodes 382 amino acids. Gene Ontology annotation, cellular component: CCR4-NOT complex. The record is from RefSeq and is a predicted model, not a curated record. The transcript has a single exon.
AUGAGCUUUAUGACAGCUACGCUUACAGCCGCCGAAAUCAACGCUCUUAGCGACCCGACCAAAUCAAAUGACGACGCGAUCCGCGAUCUUGAUGCAGCUUCCCACUCGUUCAGCGUUGAUGUCGCGCCCUUCUUCCAGUCGAUACGGGUCAAAAAUACACUCGAUGCAUACGUCGAGCGGGCGAAGCUAGAGCCGAGUCUACAAGUGCUCGUGGUGAUCUUGAACUGCGAAUACAAGCUCUGGAAGGCACAUGAAGAGAUAUCCAUGAGACACAAACCUUACUUGACGCACUGGGUGGAGGCUCUCAUGAAGACCAACGAGGAGUCAGCCAAGGAGCAUGUUGAUACGCUCACUAGCAGCGGCACGAAGGCCGGACCCUCUACAGCGGACAUCCGGAAAACUAGGGCGAGAUACAUCACAGUGUUACUAUCGGAGGAACCAUCGUCUUCACAAGCGACGCCACAAACAAUACUUGCGAAGCUACACGACGAGGAUGCGCUAGCAGCAUUCGAUCCGCUGCCGUACAUGCAGAUGCUUGUUGAGGAAGAAGUCUGGGACAAGCUGCCCGAGUCGCAAGUACGAGCUUCUGAACGGCCUGCUCAAAAGCCCAUACCAACGGCGAAAGAGAAGAAGUCGCUGCACAAGGGUCAAGCGCAAGAAGUUGACAGCUCACAGUCAUGGGACGAUGUUAUACUUCGAAAGCUCAAGGAAGAACCUGAACAGGCCGUUCAAGAACUCGAGCAUCUCCCACUCGAGAUCCCAUCGCUCGACUUCCUUACGAAACUCCACGUCAAUCGCACCUUCGAGGACCUCGGCAUCGACGGUCAAGACGUUACCCUUCAUUAUAUACAACACGCACUGCGGCUCAUAGAGAAGAUGGAGGCGCCUCCUCCAACGUCACAGCAGGAUACAACGACCAAUGGUCCUACCAACGGCGUUGGCAACGGCAUCCCAAUUGUAGAGUACGGGAAGGAAGCGCAAAGCCGUGCCGUCAUCAUACUGCUACUGUUCAUCAAGAGUUCGAUCAGCAAGGGUUUCCUGGAAGCGACAUCACUCUUCUUUGAGCUUCAGGAGAUAUGCGUGCGAUAUGUAUGGAUCAAAGAGGUUAGGGACUUCCGGGCUUGGGCACAAGGACAGUUAGGUAACUAG